Messenger RNA from Pipistrellus nathusii (Nathusius's pipistrelle), 2751 nucleotides. The record is from the annotation of a GenBank genome assembly. NCBI's taxonomy places the organism in Eukaryota, Metazoa, Chordata, Mammalia, Chiroptera, Vespertilionidae.
AUGGAGGAGUGGGCUUUCCUGGAUCCCACCCAGAAGAAACUCUACACAGAUGUGAUGCUGGAAACCUUCUGGAACCUGGCAUCAGUAGAAGAAAAAUGUGAAGGCUUUGACAGUGAAGAUCAGUAUGAAAAUCACGGGAUGAAUCUUAGCAGUCAUAUAGUAGCGAGAUUCUCUACAAAGAAGGAUGAUGGUCAACGCAGAGAAAACUUCAGCCAGAUUCCAAAUCAUAAUGAAAAGAAGAAAACUGCUACUGAAAUAAAACAACCUAAUUCCAGGUUGUGUAGGCAAAUCUUCAUGCGCUAUUUGUCCUUGAAUAAUCACCUGAGCUCUCACAUUGGACCCAACCUAUACCUGUGUCAGGAAUAUGAAGAAAACCCUAAUAAAUGUAAGAAACCUGGGAAAGCUUUUAAGCAUCAUCAACAUAUUCAAAGACAUGAAGGUAGCCCCAGUGAGAAAGCUUUCCACUAUUCAACCUCCCUUGGAAAUCUCGAAAGAACACAUGUUGCUGGAAAACCAUAUGAGUGUGAGCAAUGUGGAAAAAGCUUUAAUCGUCUCAUUUACUUUAAACUUCACAAAAAUGCUCAUAGGGGAGAGAAACCAUAUCAAAGUAAACAAUGUGGCAAAACUUUCAGGUCUCCCAAGUACUCUGGAAAAAAUGAAAGAACACAGACUGCAGAAAAUCCCUAUCAAUGUCAGAAAUCUGGAAAAGUUUUCAGUUCCACUUCUUUUAGAAAUCAUGAAAGAGCACAUACUGGAGAGAAACAUUAUGAAUGUGGGAAUGCCUUGAGUUGGCUCAGCUCUCUUGGAAAACAUAAAAGAAGUCAUGCUAAAAAGAAGCUUCAUGAAUGUAAGGAAUGUGGCAAAACAUUCCGUCGUCGCUAUGCCCUUGUAAUUCAUCAAAGAAUGCAUACUGGGGAAAAACCCUAUGAAUGUAAGCUUUGUGGUAAAGUUUUCUCUUAUUCAACUUCUCUCCAAAAUCAUAAAAGAACUCAUACUGGGGAAAAACCCUAUGGUUGUAAGCAAUGUGGAAAAGCCUUCAGUUGUCCAAAGUCUUAUCGAGAGCAUCAACGGACACAAUGUGGAGAAAAGCCCUAUGAAUGUAAGCAAUGUGGGAAAGCUUUCAUAUUUUCCUCUUCUCUUCGAAAUCAUGAAAGAAUGCACACUGAGGAGAAACCCUAUAAAUGUAAGCAGUGUGGGAAAAUCUUCAGUCUGUACAGUUCUCUUGGAUACCAUAAAAGAAUUCAUGAUGGAAAGAAGCCUCAUGAAUGCAAGGAAUGUGGUAAAACAUUCCAUCAUCCUUGUUCCCUUAGAAAUCAUGAAAGAACUCAUACUGGCGAACAACCCUAUAAAUGUAUACAUUGUGGCAAAGCUUUCUAUUUUCUGUCUGCCCUCCAACGUCAUGAAAGAACUCAUACUCGGGUAAAUCGCUAUGAAUGUAAGCAUUGUGGUAAAGGAUUCUAUUAUCAGUCUUCUCUCCAAGAUCAUGAAAGAACUCAUACUGGGGAUAAGCCUUAUAAAUGUAAGGUUUGUGGUAAAGGUUUCUCUUAUUCAACUUCUCUUCAGUAUCAUGAAAGAAUGCACACUGGGGAAAAACCCUAUCAAUGUAAGGAAUGUGGGAAAGCCUUCAUUUCUCCCAGCUCUCUUGGAAAACAUAAAAGAAGCCAUGAUGGAAAGAAGCCUCAUGAAUGUAAGGAAUGUGGUAAAACAUUCUAUGACCGAUAUUUCCUCCGAUUUCAUGAAAGUAUUCAUACUGGGGAAAAACGUUAUGAAUGUAAGCAUUGUGGUAAAGCUUUCUCUUAUCCAUCUUCCCUCCGAAGUCAUAAAAGGACUCAUGAUAAGGAAAAACUCUAUGAAUGUAAACAAUGUGGGAAAGCUUUCUUUGCCCUAAAUGCCCUCCAACGUCAUGAAAGAAUUCAUACUGGAGAAAAACCCAAUAAAUGUAAGCAUUGUGGCAAAAGUUUCUGUCAUUUAACUUCCCUCCAACAUCAUGAAAGAACUCAUUCUGGGGAAAAACCAUAUAAAUGUCAACAAUGUGGUAAGACUUUUAUUUUUUCCAAAGCUCUUAGAAAUCAUGAAAAAAUACAUAAUGUGGAGAAAUCCUAUGAAUGUAAGCAAUGUGGGAAAGCUUUCAGAUGUUCCAAAUAUCUUAGAAAUCAUAAAAAAAUGCAUACUAUCGAGAAACCCUAUGAAUGUAAGCAAUGUGGGAAAGCUUUCAAAUAUUCCAGAUAUCUUCGAAACCAUGAAAGAACACAUACUGGGGAGAAAUCCUAUGAAUGUAAGCAAUGUGGGAAAUUUUUCAGUCAUCCAAGUUCUCUUGUAACACAUGAAAGAAAUCAUGAUGGAAAGAAGCCUCAUGAAUGUAAGGAAUGUGGUAAAACUUUUCUUUAUCCCUCUUUCCUUACAAUUCAUGAAAGAAUGCAUACUGGGGAAAGACCCUAUAAAUGUAACCACUGUGGUAAAGCUUUCUCUUAUCCAACUUCCCUCCAAUGUCAUGAAAGAACUCAUAAUAAGGAAAAACCCCAUGAAUGUGAGCAAUGUGGAAAAGCCUUCAGUUCUCUCAGUUCUCUUGUGAAACAUAAAAGAGGUCAUGAUGGAAAGAACCCUUAUGAAUGUAAGGAAUAUGGUAAAACAUUCCAUGAUUUAUAUCACUUCCAACUUCACGACAGUAUUCAUACUGGUGAAAACCUUAAGCAAUGUAGUAAAGCAUUUAUUCACCCCAGUUUCCUUGUGGAGAGAAAUCAUAAUGAAUGA